Stegostoma tigrinum is the source of this 1474-nucleotide messenger RNA. It is a transcript of the gene stard15, whose product is annotated as StAR-related lipid transfer (START) domain containing 15. The coding region runs from base 88 to 903 and encodes 271 amino acids. The transcript is spliced from 6 exons. The record is from RefSeq and is a predicted model, not a curated record. Gene Ontology annotation, molecular function: lipid binding. Lineage: Eukaryota; Metazoa; Chordata; Chondrichthyes; Orectolobiformes; Stegostomatidae.
AAGAUCAGCCGGGAUCGAGUGCGGGCACUGCGUGGAUCCCUGGUUGUGUAUACUGCCCCGGCUGGCUGUUUGGGAUCCGGAAGGAUCAUGUCGAGUGGUGAGAUCGUGCAGGUCCCCGAUGAUGCCCAAUUUAGCUCGUUUCGGGAGCAGUGCGAGCGCCAGGAGGGCUGGCUGGUCCAAUACAACAAGGGAGGCACCACCGUAUGGAACCGGCAACCCGAGGAGAACAGGACUGUCCAGAAACUGAAGAUGAGGAUUAAUUGCAAAGAUGUUUCAGCUGCCACCCUCUAUGAUGUACUUCAUGACACACAUUACAGGAAGAAAUGGGACACUAAUAUGAUUGAGACGUAUGACAUCGGCCGGCUGACAGUCAAUGCAGAUGUGGGUUAUUACUCCUGGAAAUGUCCAAGUCCACUGAAGAACAGAGACUUUGUUACUUUGCGUUCCUGGCUGCCUCUUGGCAAUGACUACAUGAUUAUCAACUACUCUGUGAAGCACCCAAAAUACCCUCCAAAGAAGGACAUUGUGCGAGCUGUCUCACUCCAAACUGGCUACUUCAUCAAAUCAAAUGGAGCUAACAGCUGUACUCUGUACUAUCUAACCCAAGUGGACCCAAGAGGGUCUUUACCAAAAUGGGUUGUGAAUAAAGUUUCCCAGUUUGUAGCUCCCAAGGCUAUGAAGCGGAUUUACAAAGCCUGUUUGAAAUAUCCUGAGUGGAAGCAGAGACACAACCCUAACUUCAAACCAUGGGUCUAUCCUGAGCAGAAUACACUGCCGAGUGUGAGCCUUUCAGAACUCUCACUGCAGCAUGCCUCCUCACUCGAGAACAUUGAUGAAAGCAGCUUGUCAGAGGAGAAGGUUCACAUCAGUGAUGAGGAGGAUAGCUAUUCCAAGGAAUCAUAACAAACACACAGGGGCAGUGGAUUUUAAGAAAAACAAGUGAUAGAAUCAUUUAUGUGGAAUUAAAGAUUCAGUAUCCCUUUUACAUCCAGGGCACACCUAAACCAAGCCUCAGACUAGUCUGUUUCUGCAGCAAUGAAACCAUAAACACAGGCCUUUAAGGUUAUUAAUAAUUCGGUGUGUCAUUAUUGACAAAAACUGACACUUUGCAGUUAGAUCCAGGACUGAAUUCCUUUGAAUAUGUAACAGGUUCUAAAGGUUUGGCUACAUUUUCCCCCUGGUCCCCAAAAGGACAAUGACCAUCUUCUAUUGUGUAGCACUGAGUGGUAAAUUGUUAAGUGUGGAUGGAUUGGCCUGGGAUUUUGCUGCAUCAUUGUCUUUCUUAUAAUAAGUUAUCACAAAAGAAACAAUCUGUUCCCACUCCCACUGAACCUUGCCUAAUUUUUGAUGCUGCUACUAUUGCAGAACACCAAACAGCGAAGCCAAUGUCAAAAGGGAUACUACCUCUUUUAAAAUUCUUACAGCUUCCAUCAUUCAGUCAGACUCCUUCAAAGGCACCACUUGGCAGAUUCAU